CUGACAACCAGAAAAAGAAGAUUGGGAAUCAGCGUGAACAAUACUAAGCCCACAGCACGGGCGCACGCUGUAAUUAUCAGCCACUCAAAAGCAUGCCCACAACUUGAAAGUGGCAUGUCCACCCGGAUUCCGUGUCCACGGGAGUCCGAUGAAGCGCCGAACACUGCGGACGGUGCCGGCACCCGCGAAAACCAGUGAUUAAAUUCACGCCAUGCAGUUCCCUACUCCAGCAUGUUUGACUUCUUCUCAUGUUGAAAUCAUUCGAGAGAAGUACAUGACCACAGCAGUCCAGGAAUAGGUCCAUCCCUGCGCAGUCGUCCAACUCCUUACAAAAUUGUUGCUGUAAUCCGUAUCUCCGUGGAACUUAUACACCAGAGGGUUGUGCUCAGCAUUAUGGGCGAGUUGGAAAGGCUCAAGGGCUUUAAUGUGGCCAACCACUUCGAGAAGCGGAAGCUUCUCAUCGCAAUUAACAGCAUUGCCGCACUGAGCAUCUUUUUCUUUGGCUACGAUCAGGGCAUGAUGGGAGGCGUCAACACCGCAAAAGACUAUAUCGAAUUGAUGGGAUUUGGGUACAAAGAAAAUGGUGUGGUCGUUAUAACCGACAGCCUUCUUCAAGGCGGCAUUGUUUCUGUCUACUAUCUUGGCACCUUAUUUGGGUGCCUGAUAGGUGGCUGGGUCGGCGACAAGGCCGGGAGAAUUAAAACCAUUGCCUUCGGCGCCUCGUGGGCCAUUGUCGGUGCUGUCCUGCAAUGCUCGGCUCAGAACCACGACUGGAUGAUAUGCGCGAGAGCUGUCAAUGGGAUUGGUACCGGCAUUCUCAAUGCAAUUGUGCCUGUCUGGGCAACAGAAACGGCAGAGCAUACGUCCCGUGGCCAGUUCAUCGCGAUCGAGUUUACUCUAAACAUUUUCGGUGUGGUUGUGGCUUAUUGGCUGGAGUUUGGUCUCUCGUUUGUGGAUAGUGGAAAUUCCGCGAUCGCAUGGCGCUUUCCCAUCGCUUUUCAGAUCAUUCCGUUGCUCGUACUACUCGGCGCAGUCUGGUUCUUCCCAGAGUCUCCUCGGUGGCUUGCAAAGGUCGGGCGCGACGAAGAAGCUCGUUUCAUCCUGCGUCGUCUGCGCGGCACCGAUGCUGUAGGGGAAUCGAAGGCAAUCGCCGAAUACCAGGAUAUCCGCAAUAUUGUCGCUUUGGAAGCCAAGGAAUCCUCCAACAACUCAUACCUGCACAUGCUCUUUGGCAUCGGCUCGGGAGAGUUACACACUGGCAGGCGGGUACAGCUCGUGAUCUGGCUGCAGGUCAUCCAGGAAUGGGUUGGUAUUGCAGGCGUGACCGUAUAUGCGCCGACGAUCUUCGGUAUCGCGGGAUAUGACUCCACAAAGAGCGCGUGGAUCAGCGGCUUGAACAACAUCUUUUAUAUGUUUGCAACGCUCAUCUGCGUCUUUACUCUCGACCGCAUCGGGAGACGCUGGACUCUUUACUGGGGUGCAGUCGGUCAAGGCAUUGCGAUGUUCCUGGCUGGUGGAUUUUCCCGGCUUGGGCAGGACGCAAGCAACGCGGGAAAUGUGGAGAAAGCUGCAUCCUACGGAGCGGCGGCCGCAUCCUUUGUUUUCAUCUUUACGUCUGUUUUUGGGGCAACGUGGCUCACAGUACCAUGGCUGUACCCGGCAGAGAUAUUCCCAUUGCAGGUGCGGGCCAAAGGAAAUGCGUGGGGGGUAGUCGGAUGGUCUAUCGGCAAUGGCUGGUUGACAUUAUUGUGCCCGGUCAUGUUCAAUGCCAUUGGCGAAAGAACGUUAUACAUUUUCGGGGCCUGCAAUGUUGCCGCCAUCCCCAUCGUGUGGGCGCUAUAUCCCGAAAGCAACCAAAGGACAUUAGAGGAAAUGGAUCUCUUAUUUGCAGCUCCGACACCAUGGGUUUGGGACGCUGAGAAAACAUUCAAAAGGCUCAAGGCUGAACGGCCUGAGCUUCAGGUUCUGGGAAAACAUUAACAUGCCGAGUUGUUGUUGCUAAAUGGGGGCAUUACUACGGAGACUCAUCAAUCAAUCAAUCAGCCAAACAGACUGACAGUGUGAUUCUCAUGGGAAAUGAUAAUCUCAACUCCAGAAGCUAUUUUUC
This is a messenger RNA of Diaporthe batatas, 2107 nucleotides long. RefSeq lists its product as uncharacterized. Lineage: Eukaryota; Fungi; Ascomycota; Sordariomycetes; Diaporthales; Diaporthaceae. The transcript has 7 exons. The record is from RefSeq and is a predicted model, not a curated record. The coding region runs from base 394 to 1980 and encodes 528 amino acids. Gene Ontology annotation, cellular component: membrane. Gene Ontology annotation, biological process: transmembrane transport; carbohydrate transport. Gene Ontology annotation, molecular function: carbohydrate:proton symporter activity.